Molecule: messenger RNA, 642 nt
Organism: Talpa occidentalis (Iberian mole)
Lineage: Eukaryota; Metazoa; Chordata; Mammalia; Eulipotyphla; Talpidae
Gene: SCRG1
Product: stimulator of chondrogenesis 1
Exons: 3
Coding region: 167-463 (98 amino acids)
Source: RefSeq, a predicted model, not a curated record
AGUUCUGGCUGAAGCAGCCAGUCAGUCAACCCAGGCGCGAGAGCAGACAAAGGCUCAUUUGUAAGGAACCUCCUAGCAGUGCCUCCUCUCUCCUCCCAAACUCACUCUUUAAGAAGACUCUUCUGCCAAGAAGACCAAAGGAAAGAAGAAAGGACUGAAAGGCAAAAUGAAAUUUAUAGUACUUGCUGCCACCAUUGGGCUGACUUUGCUGCUAGGAGUUCAAGCCGUGCCUGCAAAUCGCCUCUCCUGCUACAGAAAGACACUAAAAGAUGGCAACUGUCACAACCUCCCAGAAGGAGUGGCUGACCUGACACAAAUUGAUGGAAACAUCCAGGAUCAUUUCUGGGAUGGGAAGGGGUGUGAGAUGAUCUGUUACUGCAACUUCAGCGAGUUACUCUGCUGCCCAAAAGAUGUCUUCUUUGGACCAAAGAUCUCUUUUGUGAUCCCUUGCAACAAUCCCUGAGAAUCUUCAUGUAUUCUGGAGAACCAUCCCCGAUUUCCUACAAACUGUACUGUCAGUGUGACCGCACUCUAGAUUCUGCCCAGCAAAGAAAGAACAAAUGUUAUAAAUUCCUACUUACCUAGGAGAAGUAAACUUGUGUGAAAUAGCAGCAAUAAAAAUGAAUUCAAUUUAAGUUUUUC